UUCAGUCCACUGCUGCCGCUGCUGCUUGCAGACAGACAUAAACGAGCGCGCGGGGGGAGGAAACCUCACGACUCUCCACCGACCACAACAACCAACCGUCUGACUCCUAAACAGGUUUUCAGAUUCCUGAGUAGACAAAAAAAAAAAAAAAAUCUCCGGUCUGACCUGAAAAUCUGCGGACUGACUGUAAGGGGCAUGCGUGCAGCGCAGCUACAGAGGAACUCUUUAUGAACGGGCUGAAGUGCCAAGAAGGAUUUCCAUUUCUCCCACAGCUCCGGCUUUCUUCUCGCUGUCGCGCAGGAACGACGCGUGCUUCACUGGACUUAUAAUCGACCAGCGAAUUUCCAGGCUGAUGAAGCACUUUGUCAGCCCUUAUAUUGUUCUUUGCUUUUCUGCAGCCCAGGGAGAAACCUGCAAAACAUCACUAUAGCGCAGUGGUGAUGGACAUUCGCUUUGGCGUCUCGGUUAUGCACGCAUUGUAGUCAUUGUGCUUUUUUUUCAAAGGCGCUACUUUUGCACACAUCUCUCGCUCGCCUGACUUUCUUUAAAGCUUAAAAUGUUUUGUCGGUGUGUAUGAGCGAUGGCGUCCGAACCGCACCAGGUGACGGAGAGGUUAUCUGCACGUUUGGACCUGUUCGCGUGGAUAAUGAGAAUUUAUGCCACAGGUGAAUGAAUAUUUUCUGUUUUGAAGCCGCUUUCUGACUCUGGCAUACAGCUCAAGAGGGCUGCACGGUGAACAAUGGAUCUCAAAGUGGAAACAGAAGAAAUGGAGUCAAAUCAACCUCCACCCAUAGAAGUUUUUGCGCACAGCUCGACCCUGCACGGAAUCUCUCACAUCUUCACGUACGAGCGGUUCUGCGUCAAACGCUGCCUGUGGCUCGUGUUUUUCUUGGGCUCUCUGACCUUCUUGCUGUACGUGUGCGUGGACCGGAUCCACUUCUACCUCGAGUACCCUCACGUCACCAAACUGGAUGAGGUCACGACCCCGAUCAUGACGUUCCCCGCCGUCACUUUCUGCAACCUGAACGCUUUCCGCUUCAGCCGCGUGACUCGCAACGACCUGUACCACGCAGGGGAGCUGCUGGCCCUUCUCAACCAAAGGUAUGAGAUCAGAGACAUGCACCUAGUGGAGGAGAGCGUUCUGGAGAGUCUCAAGGUCAAAGCCGACUUCCACAACUUUAAACCGCGACCCUUCAACAUGCGGGAAUUCUACGACCGCACCGGCCACGAUAUCAGUGACAUGCUGCUCUCCUGCCACUUCCACGGCACCGAGUGCAGAGCAGAGGACUUCAAAGUGGUCUUCACUCGCUAUGGGAAGUGUUACACCUUUAAUGCUGGCGGUGAUGGGCGCCCUCCCCUCAUCACCACAAAGGGAGGUAUGGGUAACGGCCUCGAGCUCAUGCUGGACAUUCAGCAGGAUGAAUACCUGCCAGUCUGGGGAGAAACAGAUGAGACUUCGUUUGAAGCUGGGGUCAAAGUUCAGAUCCACAGUCAGGACGAGCCGUCCUUCAUUGACCAGCUCGGAUUCGGAGUGGCACCCGGGUUCCAGACAUUUGUUUCCUGCCAGGAACAGAGGCUGAUAUAUCUCCCUCCACCCUGGGGGGACUGCAAGGUGACGCCCAUGGAGUCGGACUUCUUUGACACUUACAGCAUCACAGCCUGUCGCAUUGACUGCGAAACGCGCUACCUGGUGGACAACUGCAACUGUCGCAUGGUGCACAUGCCUGGCGAUGCCCCCUACUGCACCCCCGAGCUGUACAAAGAAUGUGCUGACCCAGCUCUGGAUUUCCUGGUGGAAAGAGACAAUGAUUUCUGUGUGUGUGAGACGCCGUGCAACAUGACCAGAUACAGCAAAGAGCUGUCUUUUGUCAAGAUCCCCAGCAAGGCCUCUGCUAAAUAUCUUGCAAAAAAAUACAACAAAUCUGAGCAGUACAUUAAGGAAAAUAUCCUGGUUUUAGACAUCUUCUUUGAAGCUCUCAAUUAUGAAACUAUUGAACAGAAGAAAGCAUAUGAAGUGGCUGGACUUUUAGGUGAUAUUGGUGGUCAGAUGGGACUUUUUAUUGGUGCAAGCAUACUGACUAUUCUGGAGAUAUUUGACUACCUUUAUGAGGUAAUGAAGUACAAACUGUGCCGCUGCUCCGAUAAGAAGCACAAGCAUAACAACAACAACGACCAGGGAACGGUCCUGAGCUUAGACGAUGUCAAGUGUCACGUCAGUAACUUUCACUAAGCUUCUGCAGCCGGGGGCAGAGAGCCGCCGCACUCUCUUGUUUGUGAGCAGCUUCGUGGACUUUGUUCUUUGCAGGUUUUCUUUCUUUUCCCACUGCUGGAACAACAGAGGAAGUGUGUGAACUGUGCCUGAUUAAGGUGUGUAAGCGACAUGAUGAAAUAGGGACGUGUGGCUGAGGUAAGCGGACGGCCACAGAGACGCGAGGGCAGGAGAAGCAAGAGAAGUAAAACAAAAAAAUGUUAGAAUAGCUGCAUGGUCUUCUGUAAACACCUUUUCAAGACAUAGUAACAGAUACAGUAAAAGGUUACACAGGUUCAUUAUGUGUUCAGUAAAUCAGUGUUAGAAAUCCCAGCAAUGUGGUGUCAGUUUGACUGUUUUUGUGUGAAAUAGUUGUUAAUUUACAGGAAUUUUCUGUGCCGCACACAUUUUUUUUUUAUUCGACUAAACCAGCUUUCUCUUUUACUUACAGCUGUCUUUACUUACAGCUGUCUUCCCCUGUUAAACUCAGCGCAUUCUGCCAUCAUACUGUACUACCUCGUCUCGCAGGAUGACAGUGCCAAAAAUAAUUUAGGAGCCAAGUAAAACUGACUGACAAAAAGGUAAUUUUCAUGUAGAGUAGGCGGACAUUAAAGAAAGCCCAACAUUUUCUUGAAAAGUAGUCGCAGGUGGUUUUCACAGAAAGCAUUUUGAUGCGUCACAAUAGGUAAAAGCACAAAUGUAAGGAUAGCUGAGAUCCAUUUACUACUUUUAAUUAUGGGUUCCUGCAGCUGGAUGAAUAAAACGUAAUAAAAUCUCAGUCACUGUGACACUGUCAUCGCUUCCCACCGUCGCCACAUGCUUGCUCAGAGGGCAUCAUCUGUUCACUGAGGUUCUGUCUUUCUUAUUGUAGGGUCUUUACCUUUCAAUAUAAAGCACAGUCACACAUCUUUAGUUGUGAAGGGGCACUAUGUAAAUGAAACUGAACUGAACUUUUUAAGCCUGAUAAAAUUUAGUACACCCCAAAUUGUAUUUAAUUUUAUAGAUGUUAAAUUGCUCAUAUUGGUGUAGCUAGGUCUGUUUGUAAAUAGAAAAAGAUUAAAUAAUAAGAGUAAAUGUAAGCUCUGUGAAAGUAGCUGUUUUGUUUUAUGGUAGUUAUUUUCUGUCACAUCAAUCCUGAGGUAAUGGUGGAUGCUCAUAGUAAACAUGGCCAGAGUUUCAGAUAUGUGUAAUCCUUGCUAGCAAAAAGGCCAGCUUUAAACUAGUUCAGACCCCACUGUUGUAAUAACCUGAGAUAUCAGGACAUCAGGACAAACCUUCUGUUUGCAAAAGGCAGCCAAUCAGACGAAAGUUGGCUUAAAUGGAGAAGCACUAAGACUUUUUCUUCCCUUGAAGGGAGAGAGUAUGCAAUCGGUUACAUUUGCUUGUCUGUCAGUUAACAGUUUAGCGUCUGCAGUUUUCAAGAUAUUAUUUUCAAAUUUUGUGUGAUGGUGGAUACCAAUAACAGCUCAAGCUGAUUUAAUUUAGGUGGAAAUCGGGUCAAGGUGACGUGAAAAUCAGUAAAAACUUUAUAUUACCCAAUGUUUUUAAUGGCUCGUCUUCAAACUUCACAACAAUACACGAGGACUUUGGGGAUACAAGUACCUAGGCUGGGUAAGCAUUUGACCUACACUGUUAGCACGAAGAUCAAAAUUUCAAGAAUCUAUAACAAUAAUUCCUAUAAUAUAUCAUAUAAAAGGGCAUGGAGGACACUUUUUUUUGCAAUACAACGCCCUAUGGUGUUGCAGUAACACCAUGACAGGCUAACGUUAUCAUAUUGUAAUAAAACACCAUAAAACAUCAAAGUUUUAGUAUAGUCGGUUGCUCUGAGUGCUCUUGUUUUUGCUUUUCAGACAGUGAAUGAACCAAUAAACUACCCAAAGUCCAGCAUAAGACACAUAAAGAAUAAUUUGAACUGUAACUCAUGUAGACCUAUUGUAAUGUAGUCCACGAUAAAAAUACAGAAUUGGAAAUGAGCACUAUAAGCUCUUUCUCACUUUCUCUUAGAAAACGUUUGUUUGCAUCUUUUCACCGCACAUUCUUUGUUAUAACCAGUUUAUGUAUGAGAGUAAAAAAGGCGUACGUAUGAUUUUUAUGCGCACGCACAGUUUAUACAUCCAGCCUCUGAUGUUGCGCAUGGUGUCGCACUUUGGCCCAUCAUAUGAUGCUUGUAAAUGUUAUCAGUAACCUGUGUUUUUCCUGCUGUAACAAGUUCAAAUGCCCGCUGUGAAAAAGGUCUGCCAAGGGAACUACUUGGGUUAAAAACCAGUUGCUAGAUUCCCCGCAAAAAUGAUGUAAUCAAACAAUAUGACAAAGAGACUUAAUCAUCGUAUACUGUAUAGCUUUACUGUAGAAAUGAGAAAUUUAUUAACACAUGAUGCCAUAACAUUCGUUUAAGAGAAUGUCAUUCAUGUUUACAUGCUUUUUGUCACAUUUUAAGGAAUUUUGAUUCCGUUGUGUCAACAAGGCUGGAUCAAAUCAACUAGGAUCAAUAUUUUGAAUGUUUUUUACUUUCGAGCGCUGACUUGCAUGUAGCACUGUACAGCAAGCAUCCUAUAUGUACAGUUCAUCACACCUGCAGUUUGAGCCUUCUUCUGUCCUCGUGUCUGGGUGCGUUUUGUGAGCAUGUAUUCAUUUGCGUUUUUACAGCAAUGAAAGAAAAGUGGAAAGAUCCUGCCCUAAAAUGCUCAACAGUGAGUGUGGUGUCAGGUAGAUGGUGAAAAUCUGAUCUCUGCAGAGCAAGUUUGAGAGUUUCCUUCAUGAUUGUGUAUAUACCAAAAUUAGGGAUGCACCGAUAUAUCGGCCAAACCUCAGCACAGCCUGAUCUCGGCCUUGUUGACCAUUCACUUCUCUGCAAACAAGAAUGUAUUUAUUGACGUGAGUGUUUUCUGAUCUUUUUUUCACAAUGCCUAAUGUUUAAGAUGGCGUGUCAGUUCUGUUAUUGAAUAUUUGCUUGUUUUCCUGACACAUGAAGGAAAAGCAAACAAGAACAAAACAUGGCGUGCCCAGAAGUUCACAGUCGGUGCAUCCCUACCAAAAAUCUAACAUUGUUUAAUAUUCUGCUCCUUGUUGUUCUCAACAGGAAGUGGGAUCUGAUUAGCGUGUAGCUGUGUGGUGUUACUAUCAAGCACAAUUAUUCCAUCAGUUGCAAUUUAGUGUAAAUAUUACUGUUGACUGUGGAUAAUAAUCCUUGUGUAUUAGCAUAGUCUGGUUUGUCUAAUGGUGUACUUAAUGGAUUUAUUUCAAAGAAACUUGCUGUGUGUCUCAAUUCAUUUUUUCUUCUGUAAAUGACUGUAAAUUUGUUUAUUUGUCAAAGACGGUAAUAAAGUAGGGGGGGCUGUUUGUUUGUUUUUUUUUAUUAAUAUUGCUAGAGUCGAGUCACAGCAGCCGUUCUCAUCAGUACAUGAGAAUUAAAUAGCCAGACUGUUGCUGCAUGAGGUCGCCCAGCUUACUGCUUUUGUUUUUCCCUCCGUCUUUACUUUUGCCUUUUCAUUUGUGAUAUGAAAGGACAGCUGUUUUAGUCUGGUGAUGUAAAGAUGAAUAAUGGACUUGAAUCGGUUGUUACAUUAAAGA
Molecule: messenger RNA, 5818 nt
Organism: Oreochromis aureus
Lineage: Eukaryota; Metazoa; Chordata; Actinopteri; Cichliformes; Cichlidae
Product: acid-sensing ion channel 1-like
Exons: 10
Coding region: 740-2230 (496 amino acids)
Biological process (GO): sodium ion transmembrane transport
Cellular component (GO): membrane
Source: RefSeq, a predicted model, not a curated record